AUGCGAACAGAAAAUCAGAUAGACCAUAUACUGAUCUCAAAAAGAUGGAGGAGCUCAUUACUGGAUGUCAGAAGCAGACGCGGGGCAGACAUUGCAAGCGAUCAUUUUCUAGUGGUGGGUCAACUGAGAAUUAAACUUUUAAAAAAGAUAGAUAAAAAUUUUGCCAAAAGACCGAAAUAUAACAUCGAACAGCUUAGAAAACCUAACGAACUCCAGAAAUUUAAGAACAAGCUCAAACAACAAAGGGAGAAUACUAACGUAGCUUCGUGGAACGAGGCAGCAGACUUGUUUAAAACCGUUGCUGAAGCGACAUUAGGCACAAAACGCAUAAAAAGCAAAGAAUGGCUUAGCGACGACUUAAGAGAACAAAGUAAAAAAGUAAAAAACUUAAUAGAACAAAGAGCUCAGAUAAAACAAAGAAUAAAUACAACUUCAACUCACGAGACCAAAACUACUUUACAACAACAAUAUCAAGUAUCGUAUAGAGCAGUUAAGAGAUCAGCCAGAAAGGACAAACAAGCUUGGCAUGAACAACUAGCAAACGAGGCACAAAAAGCCACAGAACAACGCAAUAUGAGGGAACUGUACAAAAUAACAAAACACCUGAGUGGACAACGUAGUAACUUCAAUACAGUUAUUAAAAGCAAAGACGGCAGACCACUAACAUCCUCUGAAGAACAGCUUAACAGAUGGAAAGAACACUUCAGCAACCUGCUUGGACCAAUAAGUGAACAAAAUUUCGACAACGAGGAACCGAAGCCAACAAUCGAAAUGCCUAUCAACUGCGACACGCCAACGAAAACAGAAAUACAAAAGGCUAUUAAAACACUUAAGAACAUAAAGCAGCCGGCCCCGAUAGCGUCCCUGCAGACCUCCUCAAAGCAGAUCCUAGCACAGCAGCAGACAUACUGCAUCCUCUAA
Messenger RNA from Sitophilus oryzae (rice weevil), 921 nucleotides. RefSeq lists its product as uncharacterized. Bases 1 to 921 code for a protein of 306 amino acids. Lineage: Eukaryota; Metazoa; Arthropoda; Insecta; Coleoptera; Curculionidae. The transcript has a single exon. The record is from RefSeq and is a predicted model, not a curated record.